AUGAGCUGGAGCUUCCUCACGCGGCUGCUGGAGGAGAUCCACAACCACUCCACCUUCGUGGGGAAGCUGUGGCUCACCGUGCUCAUCGUCUUCCGCAUCGUUCUCACCGCCGUCGGGGGAGAGUCCAUCUACUACGACGAACAGAGCAAGUUUGUCUGCAACUCGGGCCAGCCGGGCUGCGAGAAUGUCUGCUACGACGCCUUUGCCCCUCUGUCCCAUGUCCGCUUCUGGGUCUUCCAGAUCAUUCUAGUGGCAAUGCCUUCUCUCAUGUAUAUGGGCUACGCCGUCAACAAGAUUGCACGAUUAGAUGAAUCCAAAGGAGGAAGUGGAGCUGCCGCGGUUAGAACAGGAGGAGGAGGAGGCUACACGCAUAGAAAACCCAGGAAAAUCUGCUUCGGAGCAAGACAGCAUCGAGGCAUUGAGGAGACUGAGGAGGACCAGGAGGAUGAUCCGAUGAUCUACGAGGUGCCAGAGAUCGAGCCUCCUAAAAGGCCAAGGGAUCCUCUGCAGCCGACACCCAGACCCAAAAUCCGCCACGAUGGACGUAAGCGUAUCCAGGAUGAAGGGCUGAUGCGGGUUUAUGUUCUACAGCUGGUGACCCGUACUAUAUUAGAAGCAGGAUUUCUUGCCGGCCAGUAUUUGCUGUACGGUUUCCGUGUGACACCGGUGUUUGUGUGCUCGGGGAAACCUUGUCCCCACAGCGUUGACUGCUUUGUGUCUCGGCCAACUGAGAAAACCAUCUUCCUGCGCAUCAUGUACGGUGUCACCGUCCUUUGCCUCACGCUAAACAUUUGGGAGAUGCUCCAUUUGGGCAUCGGCUCCAUCUGUGACAUUCUUCGGCGCCGCCGCUGCCCACCUCAGGAGGACGAGUACCAGUUGGGCUUGCUGGGCAACAAUGGGGGUGUGGAGGGCUCCGUAGGGGGUACAGGGCCGGAGGCCGGCUCUGAGGGAGGAGUUGGUGGAGAUGGCGCCGCCGAUUAUGUCGGCUAUCCCUUCUCGUGGAACACUCCGUCAGCUCCGCCCGGCUACAACAUCGUGGUGAAACCGGAGCAGAUGCCCUACACCGACCUCAGCAAUGCCAAGAUGGCAUGCAAGCAGAACCGGGCGAACAUCGCCCAGGAGGAGCAGCAGCAGUUUGGCAGCAACGAGGACAAUUUCCCCACCGGAGGGGAGGCCCGAGUGGCUCUGAACAAAGACAUGAUCCAGCAGGCUCACGAACAGCUGGAGGCGGCCAUCCAGGCCUACAGUCAGCAGCACCGGGCCGAGGAGCAGCUCGGGGACAACCAGGACGACAAGCCCCAAAGUAACAUUAUCCAGGCCCAACCGCAGCCUCAGCCGCAGCCUCAGAAGGAGCGCAAGCAUAGAUUCAAGCAUGGCAAAGGAGGCAGCAGCGGAGGAGGCAGCAGCAGCAACAGCAGCAGCAGCAAAUCAGGAGAGGGGAAGCCCUCUGUAUGGAUUUAA
Molecule: messenger RNA, 1461 nt
Organism: Stegastes partitus (bicolor damselfish)
Lineage: Eukaryota; Metazoa; Chordata; Actinopteri; Pomacentridae
Gene: gjc1
Product: gap junction protein gamma 1
Exons: 1
Coding region: 1-1461 (486 amino acids)
Biological process (GO): cell-cell signaling
Cellular component (GO): connexin complex
Molecular function (GO): gap junction channel activity
Source: RefSeq, a predicted model, not a curated record